AUGGCCGGCGGCACCACGACCAUCAUCGCUUUUGCGCCUCAGCAAAAGAGCGAGGACACCCUCCUUGAUACCUUAUCAGCUACUCAUGCGGAGGCUAAUAAGCAAUGCUACUCCGAUUACUCUUUCCAACUCCUGGUUUCCAAUCCUUCAUUUAAAGCACUGGACAAGUUCAAGAUCCUCCGCGAACAUGGCAUUUCAUCCCUAAAGAUCUACAUGACAUACGCUGCGCUCCAGCUCCAGGACGAUCAAAUCUUAGACGUAUUGCUCGGAGCUCGCCGACAGCGCAUCACGACGAUGAUCCACGCCGAGAACGGCCAAUACCUCUUCCUGACGAAGAGAGAUCUUGACAGGCCCGGUUUUGAGGGUGCGAAGUGCGUGUGCAGUCCGCCGCCGAGAGAAGGCAAACAAGACCACGAGGGCGUCUGGGAAGGUCUCAAGGACAAGAACGCUGUAAAUGGGAAGAAGACGGUCUUGAGCAAUGAGUUCCCGGUUGGCCACUUCAAGUGCAGCCCGAACGGUUGUCCCGGCGUGGAGACGCGUCUAGCGCUUGCUCUGUCUGCUGAGCGGCUAUCGCUGCAGAAGUUUGUCGAAGUGACAUCGGCUAAUGCUGCAAAGCUGUAUGAACUCUAUCCGCGGAAGGGCGCUUUGAUCCCAGGAGAGAGUGAUGCAGACCUUGUGAUCUGGUAUCCACCCGGUGUGCUUGGGGAGCUGCAGCUGAUGAACGAGAUGCUGCACCACAAUGUCGACUGCACACAGUAUGAGGGAAUGAAAGCAGGACAGUGGCCUAGGUAUACGAUGUUACGUGGAGAAGUGGUGUGGGAUCGAGAUGGAGGAGGCCUUGUAGGCAUAAAGGGGUACGGUCAAUUCUUGAGGAGAGAUGCAAGCUCCCUGGCUGGUAGCCCCUCGAAACAGGACUGGGACAUUACGGGGCAAUGA
Coniosporium apollinis CBS 100218 is the source of this 936-nucleotide messenger RNA. RefSeq lists its product as uncharacterized. The transcript has 3 exons. The record is from RefSeq and is a predicted model, not a curated record. The coding region runs from base 1 to 936 and encodes 311 amino acids. Gene Ontology annotation, molecular function: hydrolase activity, acting on carbon-nitrogen (but not peptide) bonds. Lineage: Eukaryota; Fungi; Ascomycota; Dothideomycetes.